Messenger RNA from Dovyalis caffra, 528 nucleotides. Lineage: Eukaryota; Viridiplantae; Streptophyta; Magnoliopsida; Malpighiales; Salicaceae. The record is from the annotation of a GenBank genome assembly.
AUGAACUUCAUCGCUACAUGGCAGACACCAAUAAAACCUUUGUGCAAAAGAAUUUUUUGUUGUGGAAUCUUUGGAUUUACUGUUGUGGAGUCCAUAACUCAUUGCUUUUCAACAUUCAUCAAUUCUCAUAGAGGUCUUACAGUGAUCAAGCAAUGUGGAGUUGGGGAACGUGACGGUGGUAGAAAUCAAAAAGAGGAGUUCUAUAGCUUUAGUUCUGUAAAGAUAGGAUACUUGCCAACGAAGGGAUAUGAGAUUGAUCAUAGAGAUACUUUCCUUGUUGACAAGGUUUCCAUACUUACUGCAUGGCAAAUUCACGAAAAACAACUACAUAUAGUGGCUCGUCCUACCAAACCUUAUAAAGCCGUGACUGAACAGAAGAUAAAUCACGCCACAAGUGUUGAUCAUGCUAACAACCAAGCGUGGACUGAAUUGUGCACGGAAGUUGUAGCAAACUUUCAAAGAAUGGAGGAUGAAGCUGUCGUAAGCAAACUUAAAUUUUCAAGAAAUGGCGUCAAGACGGAAUACUAG